Messenger RNA from Nymphaea colorata (pocket water lily), 829 nucleotides. RefSeq lists its product as uncharacterized. The transcript is spliced from 3 exons. NCBI's taxonomy places the organism in Eukaryota, Viridiplantae, Streptophyta, Magnoliopsida, Nymphaeales, Nymphaeaceae. The record is from RefSeq and is a predicted model, not a curated record. Bases 41 to 583 code for a protein of 180 amino acids.
CAAUUACCAUUUUAUUGCCCCUCGCCGGAAGCUCGCCGGAAUGGGAAAUUGUCAGGCAGCCGAGGCGGCAACCGUGAUCAUCCAGCAUCCAGAUGGCCGGCUCCAGCGCGUCUAUUGGUCGGUCAGCGCCAGCGAGAUCAUGAAAGAGAAUCCCGGCCACUACGUAGCGGCGCUUAGCGUCUGCUUCGACGACUCGCCCGUUCCCGGCACCGGCGUCACCCGUCUGAAGCUGCUGCGGCCCCAGGACACGCUUCACAUGGGCAGGAUCUAUCGCCUCAUCAGCUCACAAGAGAUAAUGAAGGAGUUGUGGUCAAAAUAUGGGAACACCAAGAUGAAAUACAGGAACGUUGUGGAGAAAGAUUUGAGGUGUGCCUCCAUGAGACAGCCGGCCUCUCGUCCUUCGCAGAAGGAUCAGACAGAAGAGCAAGACGAAAGGAGAAGAAGGAACUCCACGUCUGCUGCCAAGGCAGGGCAAUGGCGCCCGUCGUUACAGAGCAUCUCUGAGGCGGGAACUCCCUGCAGGAUCGCUAAGCACAGGCAGUUAACACACUCCGGUUCUGCACCGGAAUUCCAGGUUUGGUGACGAGCACGAAACGAAAAAACAGGACCCUUGUACAGCAAAACGAAAAGCAAAAUACCUUUUUCCUGUUCACUGCAAGUGUAAGCAGAACUGAUAGACAUUUUGAUAAGAGAAUUUGCUGUAUCUCCAGUACGUUCUAUGAGUUUUGCCAGGCAGGCAGAACAGAUAUGUACUGGAUCAUAGAAAUAUUCUGUAUCCACGAUACGAUCUAAGAGUUUUGCCAGUGAAGCAGGAAUCUGGUUUUCCCUA